This is a messenger RNA of Aspergillus niger, 648 nucleotides long. Its product is annotated as 40S ribosomal protein uS7. Gene Ontology annotation, molecular function: structural constituent of ribosome; rRNA binding; mRNA binding. Gene Ontology annotation, cellular component: ribosome; cytosolic small ribosomal subunit. The record is from RefSeq and is a predicted model, not a curated record. The coding region runs from base 1 to 648 and encodes 215 amino acids. Gene Ontology annotation, biological process: ribosomal small subunit assembly; translation. The transcript is spliced from 3 exons. NCBI's taxonomy places the organism in Eukaryota, Fungi, Ascomycota, Eurotiomycetes, Eurotiales, Aspergillaceae.
AUGUCUGAACACGGCGAAGUCGAGGUCGAAAACCCCGCUGCGGCCUUCCAGGUCCUGCCCAAGGAGGCUAUCGCGGAGAUGGGAUCCGUGAAGCUGUUCAACAAGUGGAGCUACGAGGAUGUUGAGAUCAGGGACAUCUCCUUGACCGACUACGUCCAGAUCCGCUCCCCUGUCUACCUUCCUCACUCCGCUGGCCGUUAUGCCGCCAAGCGUUUCCGCAAGGCUCAGUGCCCCAUCAUCGAGCGCCUGACCAACUCCCUCAUGAUGAACGGCCGCAACAACGGAAAGAAGCUCAUGGCUGUCCGCAUCGUUGCCCACGCCUUCGAGAUCAUCCACAUCAUGACCGACCAGAACCCUCUCCAGGUCGCCGUUGACGCCAUUGUCAACUGCGGUCCUCGCGAAGACAGCACCCGUAUCGGUUCCGCUGGUACCGUCCGUCGUCAGGCCGUCGAUGUGUCUCCUCUCCGCCGUGUCAACCAGGCUAUUGCCCUCCUGACCAUCGGUGCUCGCGAGGCCUCUUUCCGUAACAUCAAGAGCAUUGCUGAGUGCCUGGCUGAAGAGCUCAUCAACGCCGCCAAGGGUUCCUCCAACUCCUAUGCCAUCAAGAAGAAGGACGAGCUCGAGCGUGUUGCCAAGUCCAACCGGUAA